Messenger RNA from Yamadazyma jaroonii, 981 nucleotides. The record is from the annotation of a GenBank genome assembly. Lineage: Eukaryota; Fungi; Ascomycota; Pichiomycetes; Serinales; Debaryomycetaceae.
AUGACAUCAGUAUCGAAAGUUUAUACCGAUGUUUUAUCAACUAAACCACAAAGUUUUUGGGAUUAUGAAAAUUUGGUUUUGAAAUGGAACUCCCAAGAUAAAUAUGAAGUCAUCAAGAAAGUCGGAAGAGGGAAGUACUCUGAAGUCUUUUUGGGUGUUGAUUUGACUAGUGGAAGCAAGACCGUCAUCAAAAUCUUAAAACCUGUCAAACGUAAGAAGAUCAAGAGAGAAAUAUCCAUCUUGCAGAACUUGGUAGGAGGUCCUAAUAUCAUUCAAUUAUUAGAUAUCGUUAGAGAGCCGGCACUGAAAACUCCAGCAUUGGUUUUCGAACAUGUGGAUAAUAUUGAUUUCAGAACCUUGUACCCUACCUUCACAGAUUUAGAUAUCAGGUAUUAUAUGUUUGAAUUAUUAAAAGCCUUGGACUAUUGUCAUUCUAUGGGUAUCAUGCAUAGAGAUGUUAAGCCUCAUAAUGUUAUGAUAGAUAAUAACCAAAGAACUCUUCGAUUAAUCGAUUGGGGUUUGGCUGAAUAUUAUCACCCUAAAACUGAAUAUAAUGUAAGAGUAGCAUCAAGAUACUUCAAAGGUCCUGAGUUAUUGGUUGACUUCAGAUUUUAUGAUUACUCCUUAGAUUUAUGGUCCUAUGGUUGUAUGUUCGCUUCUAUGGUUUUCAAAAAAGAGCCAUUCUUCCAUGGUAAAUCUAACACAGAUCAAUUGGUACAAAUUGUUAGGGUUUUGGGAUCAGACGAUUUAAACAAGUACUUAAACAAGUAUAAAUUAACUUUAUCAGAAGAAUACGAAGAUUUAGGAUACUACAGUAGAAGACCUUGGAAAAGAUUCAUAAAUUCAAGCAAUCAACAUUUGGUUUCAGAAGAAUUCUUAGACUUACUCGAUAAAUUAUUAAGAUACGAUCACCAAGAAAGAUUAACAGCAAAAGAAGCAAUGGAUCAUCCAUACUUUGAUCCAAUUAGAAAGAACAACUAA